GCAGACCAUAUGUUUGCCAUAGUGAAAAUAGAAAGUGAGGGACAUCUUGGAGGGUAACUGUUGCCCAACAUUAGUAAUAACCAAAGUGAAACUGUACAAAAAGUCGAAUCUAAAAAAAAUGCUCAAUAGACAAGUAAUGAAUGCUUUUAGGAACUGUAAUUAAACUUAAUUUAAGAGAAUUUGCAGCUGCUUUCGUGACCAGAAGAUCUCUCCAUAUACCUUUGUCAUGAUUUUAUAAUUUGCCUGUUUUAAACACCAUUAUUCCCAAAUCGAUAAUUUGGUUAUGGCACAUGGUUUCAGACAGGGUAAGGACCCUGCUGUACUGGGCAGUUCUCAGCUGCUCCAGAAACAAUCUCAACUAAAACUUACUCAUAAACUUCAGAAAGUCAUAUGUGAACAUUCUAACAAUUUUUUUUGUCUAAAAUUAAGCACCAAACUACUUAGCAUUCCCCAUCCUUAAUCCUACUACCUUUGUCAGUUUGCUUAUAAAUCUUGAAACAACUUUAUGAACUUUCUUUUUGGAAACAGAAAAAUCUCAAAUGUAUUUUUUCACUUCCUGUAUAGAGCCUUGCAAACCCAAAACUUUUGUCUCACUCAUCCAAAUUUGCUACAUAAGCUUUAUUUUUAUACUGACCUUAACAGACAUGGUAAACUGAAUCACUUUCUGAUCAAAGAAGCACAAUGUGCAUCACAAGAUUUAAAAAGAUAAACUAGGAAACCUAUAUGCUUUUCCUCUUUUUAAUGCGUUAUCUUUAUCCUCAGCCAAAUACUAGAACAGGCUGCAUUACCACUUACCAUUUACUUAUUCUCAAACAUCCCCAUUUCCCAGUAUUGAAAGAACAGAAGGUAAUCACAGUUCAUGUGCAGCAGGUUCAUGACAAAUUUGCUAGAAUGUCUGAAACUUAAAUUGUGUUUGAAGUCCAUGUGUAUUUACAUGGGAGUUUAAGUAAUAUUGACUCUGCUUAGAACAAGGCAAAUUGCAUCAGACUCUCACUAUCUGGAGCACUAAACCAGUCCACUGAUGCAGAGCAACAAACACCCUUCACCUCUGAAGACUACAAGGCAGCAAGAAGAGAUCCUCCCAGAAAAAGUGUUUAAGUGGUAACUGGGUAUCUUGUUAACAGAACAGCAAUGAAUAACUCAACGUACAUAAACUCUUCCACUGAAAAUGUGAUGGCUUUGGAAAGCCCCUAUAAAACUGUUGAGGUGGUCUUCAUCGUCCUGGUAGCAGGGUCUCUCAGUCUAGUCACCAUAAUUGGGAACAUCCUGGUCAUGGUGUCGAUCAAAGUCAACAGGCACCUCCAGACUGUGAACAACUAUUUCCUGUUCAGCUUGGCCUGCGCUGACUUGAUCAUCGGCAUCUUUUCAAUGAACCUGUACACCCUCUACACUGUGAUAGGCUACUGGCCCUUGGGGCCUGUGGUGUGUGACCUCUGGCUGGCUCUUGACUACGUGGCCAGCAAUGCCUCUGUAAUGAACCUCCUCAUUAUCAGCUUUGACAGAUACUUUUGUGUCACCAAGCCUCUGACAUACCCCGUGAAGCGGACCACUAAGAUGGCAGGCAUGAUGAUUGCAGCUGCCUGGGUUCUGUCCUUCAUCCUCUGGGCCCCUGCAAUUCUCUUCUGGCAAUUCAUUGUGGGAGGAAGGACUGUCCCAGAUGGGGACUGCUACAUCCAGUUUUUUUCCAACCCUGCUGUCACUUUUGGCACUGCCAUUGCAGCCUUCUAUUUGCCUGUUAUCAUCAUGACUGUCCUUUACUGGCAAAUCUCUCGAGCCAGUAAGAGCAGGAUAAAGAAGGCGAAAAAGGAAGCUGCACAAAACCAAGAUACAGUUUCCCCCAGCCUUGUCCAAGGUAAAAUAGUGAAACCAAACAAUAACAACAUCCCGACCAGUGGAGAUGGUUUGGAGCACAGCAAAAUUCAAAAUGGAAAACCCAGUGAGGAGACUGUGACUGAUAACUGUGUUCAAGCAGAGAAGGAGAGCUCCAACGACUCCACCUCUGUCAGUGUGGUAGCCUCCAACUUGAAAGAGGAUGAAGCUACCAAAGAUGCCAAACAGGCUUCUGCCUCCCAAGACCAUCUCAAAGCGGAGAACUCCAAGCUGACAUGCAUCAAGAUAGUCACAAAGUCCCCAAAGGGAGACUGCUGCGCCCCUACCAACACCACCGUGGAGAUCGUAGGCACGAACGGGGAGGAGAAGCAGAAUAGUGUAGCCCGGAAAAUAGUCAAGAUGACAAAGCAGCCAGCCAAAAAGAAACCACCCCCCUCUAGAGAGAAAAAAGUGACAAGGACUAUUUUAGCCAUCCUCCUGGCCUUCAUCAUCACCUGGACCCCAUACAAUGUGAUGGUGCUCAUCAACAGCUUCUGCACAUCCUGCAUCCCUAACACUGUAUGGACCAUAGGCUACUGGCUCUGUUAUAUCAACAGCACCAUCAACCCUGCUUGUUAUGCGCUCUGCAAUGCUACCUUCAAGAAGACCUUUAAGCACCUUCUUAUGUGUCAUUACAAGAAUAUAGGAGCUACAAGGUAAAAAUAAGAAUAAAAAUAAUUAUGGGAAGGGUGAAGAAGUUCCAAAUUAAAUUAAAAACCCACGAUGCUACAGCACUUUAUGCUCUUCUAUGGAAUGUGCAAUCCAGGAUGCUAGUGGAAAUCCUGACAUGGGGCAUCAGCUCUACCCCUGAGAACUACACUUAAAAACAUUUUUUUUAAUAAUUGAAAACAAAUCUUUAGGACAUGGGUAUGUUUGAAAAAUUCAAGGAUGUGGACUGGAGGCACAGUUCCUUACUUUCUGAGAGUAUUCUGCAGAAGGGCUUUAGAGUCUACAAUUUUUGGUCAUUCUGUGUAAAAUACUUGUUCUUCUUUUUUCUUUCUUUUUUUUUUUUUUUCUUAUCCCUUGUAUCUGUUUAACACAUUUUCAUCUAGGGGAAAAAAAAAAGAGGAAUUUUAAUAAUAACUGUGUGGAAGAGGCAUAGGAGUAUAGAAGAUCAUUGCAUAAUCCAAAUGCAUCAUGGCAGAAAUUUUCUAAAGUUCAAAGUUGUCUAACAGUUUUUUGCCACUGUCAUGUAAGAAGCUUGAUGUUGGGUACAUCGCGAUGAAAGUUAUGUUGUUUAUGACACCACCGUUUCCAAAACUGCAUCAAUUCUGCAAGUGUACUUAUGCUCAACACGUAAUCAUUGCCUAACUUGUAUAUCAUUCGAAGUCUGCAGCUUGUCCCAUUCUACGGGCUUUUGUUCUGUGACUACUUCAUCAUGUCAGGAUGAAAGUGAAAAGAUGUGGUCUCGUCCAGAUUGCUACAUCCCAAGACUACUUCAGCAUCCAUGUAAACCAAAGCUUUUGAGACGAUUUUGUUCACUUUGUUUGUCACAUAAUAUCAACGUGUGGAUUUGUCUUUUACCUCCAUCAGCCUUUUCUUCCUGUUUGUACCUUACUUGUCCAGGGCACAAAGACUGAAUAUAAAAAGUUGUAAAUUCAAAGGUCUCAUACAAUCAGCCACCAUGGCGGUCAGACAAAGGGUCUCAACUGAAGAAUAGAAAUGAGGUUGUUACUAGGAAAAUGGAGCUUACAUCCUUUUAAAGUUGGAUGUACCGAUUAAGAGGUAUGCUGAGGCUUCACAGAAUGAAUAGAUAAUAUUAGAUCACCAUGCUCUUGACCCAUCAAAAGACGAUUAUGAUGAAUGUAUUGAGGAAAAGAAAAAAUAGAGUGAUAUACCCACAGUGUCCAAGUUCUGCCUAAGCACUUAGUGUGGGGUCCUUCCUGGAUGUAUCCUGGAGAAGAUGUUACUUUCUGGAAAAGGUGUUAUCGAAAUUGCCUUUUACCUCCUUCUUAGUAACUAACUUCCAGGCACUAGCAAAGGUAUAUUUACAGAUUUUGUUACUCAAAAAAGCAUAGACAGUGUCCUGAGAGUCUGUCUUCUGGAGUGAAAGCCACCCACCAAAUAAGACACCAAAUCAUUCUGUUAUUUCAUGCUACCACACUAAAGUCUUCCAAAAUGCAUUUCAAAACAGCAGCCUCCGAGAAUACAGAGCAAGUAAUCUUGCAGAUUUAAGUUUUACAUUUGACAAGCUUAUUGGAACACAGUGUCAAAGCACUUUGGCAAUAUGACAAUUUUCAUGUUUUGUAGUACAAGUUCCCAGUAGAAAGUGAAAAUGAGGAGGAUUAAAUCGCAGUAAAUUAAGGCCACGCUAAACUCAGGAUUAAUAUGUCUUAGUAUGCAGUCAUUGAUUUUAUACCUCUAAUGAUUUCAUCCUAGUAUAACUAAGUGUCUCCAUACAGCCAAGGAUCUAAUUUUGCAACCCUCACUUGACUUCGGUCAUAUUUACUAUCACUAUUUUCAUCUUCCUGCUUGUAAGGAAGAAUAACUCAAUGAAAAACUUGCUGCUUGCCUUUCAAAACUACAUUCACUAGGUUUAUCUUGGCAGGUCAAAGGAAAGACUUAAACUAUCAUUUCUAGGUUAUUCAUUCUCUUACAAUGUUAAAAAAUCCAAAUAAAAAACAAAGAUAAAAUGAAAACUGUUUGAUUUCUAAAUCUGACUUCUUUGGAAAAGUUUCCUAAAAGAAACACACCUGCCUCUUUCUUUAAGCAAGUGCUGUGGGUAUCAAUAGUACAGGUACUCAAAUUGGGAAAUAUUGGUUUGUACAGUCUUAUUUAAUCUUUUAACUCCAUUUUUCUGCCAGGUGUGCAAAUCCUUUAUUCUCACAUUUGAAGCUGUCACUUGCUCAUAAUGAAUUAAUCUAGUAGCUAAGGACACCUCUACAGGUUAAGAAGUGCAAGAUGUACAUUACAAUUAUACCUCUUCAUCAUGCGAUGGCACUCAAUACCACAGGAAAUUUUGGGGCCAGCAUUCAUGAAACAAACAAACGAAACCCAUCAGUUUGAAGCUUUCUGGCACUUUUUCUUAGCAUGAUCCCCUCUUUUGAUCCUAAAAGACAAAAUGCUUUGAUUUGUAUUAUAGUAUAUUUAAAAACUUGCAGGUCGCACAGUCCUCUGUGUUUCCACCUUGUAACAGUUUCAUGGCACAUCCACAUUUGCAGACAAUAAAACAAUGUAAAAAUA
Messenger RNA from Pseudopipra pipra, 5052 nucleotides. RefSeq names its product cholinergic receptor muscarinic 2 (gene CHRM2). Bases 1132 to 2529 code for a protein of 465 amino acids. Gene Ontology annotation, molecular function: G protein-coupled serotonin receptor activity; G protein-coupled acetylcholine receptor activity. Gene Ontology annotation, biological process: regulation of heart contraction; regulation of smooth muscle contraction; chemical synaptic transmission. Lineage: Eukaryota; Metazoa; Chordata; Aves; Passeriformes; Pipridae. The record is from RefSeq and is a predicted model, not a curated record. The transcript is spliced from 2 exons. Gene Ontology annotation, cellular component: synapse; dendrite; plasma membrane.